AUGUAUGCUGAUUGCCAUGCUGUAAGUUCAGCGCGCAAAGUGUUUGAAGAAAUGACUGUUAAAGAUGUUGUCACCUGGAGCUCCAUGAUUGCUGCUUACGUGGCCUGCAACUCCCCUUUGGAUGCUUUUCGUGUCUUUCAUCAGAUGGGGCAGACGAAUGAAAAGCCAAACUCUGUCACUUUGGUUAGCUUGCUUUCUGCUUGUACUAAAAUGCUUGAUGUCCGUGCUGGUGAGUCCAUUCAUUCCUACGUUAUAAUGAGUCAAAUGGAAAUGGAUGUUGCAUUGGGAACAGCUUUGUUUAACAUGUAUGCUAAGUGUGGAAAAAUUGAUGAGGCCGUUGUCGUUUUCAAUUCAAUGGAUGGCAAGAAUUUGCAGUCCUGCACUGUCAUGAUGUCGGUUCUUGCUGAUCAUGGCAGACAUAAAGAUGUUAUCUCUUUGUUUAACCAAAUGGAGGAUAUGGGGCUGCAACCUGAUAGUUUGGUUUUUGCUGUGAUUCUCUCGGCCUGCAGCCACGCUGGACUCGUUUGUGAGGGGAAAAGGUAUUUUGAUCGGAUGGUGAGAAUGUAUGGCAUAAAACCGAGUGUUGAACACUAUGGAUGCAUGGUUGACUUGCUAGGAAGAUCUGGCUUGAUUCAAGAGGCAUAUGAUAUUAUCAAGGGCAUGCCUAUGGAGCCGAAUGGUGUUAUAUUGAGGAGUUUUCUGGCGGCUUGCAGGAAUCACGGGUGGGUUCCUAGUUUGGAUGUUGAUCUUCUGUCUAAACUGGAGUCUGAGUUGGGGGCGAACUAUGUGCUCACUGCAAAUGUUUUUUCCACCUUUGCUUCCUGGAAGGAUGCCAAUAACAUUAGGGUAGCCAUGAAACAGAAAGGGUUGGAGAAAGUUCCUGGUUGUAGUUGGGUAGAGGUGUGA
This is a messenger RNA of Vigna unguiculata (cowpea), 906 nucleotides long. RefSeq names its product pentatricopeptide repeat-containing protein At4g38010 pseudogene. The record is from RefSeq and is a predicted model, not a curated record. Lineage: Eukaryota; Viridiplantae; Streptophyta; Magnoliopsida; Fabales; Fabaceae.